Messenger RNA from Brassica napus (rape), 2329 nucleotides. RefSeq names its product tuberculostearic acid methyltransferase UfaA1. Gene Ontology annotation, molecular function: methyltransferase activity. The transcript is spliced from 16 exons. Lineage: Eukaryota; Viridiplantae; Streptophyta; Magnoliopsida; Brassicales; Brassicaceae. Bases 14 to 910 code for a protein of 298 amino acids. The record is from RefSeq and is a predicted model, not a curated record.
GCUAGGGAAACAGAUGGUGACUCCCCUGAGCAACCCGAAACACAUGGUCCUGUCUCUAACCGAGAAAGGGGCUAGGUUUUUCUUUACUAGAUUCUUGAGAAAUUUCAUAUCGACGGGUUGUGUAACAAUACUUGAAGAAGGAGGAUCCGUGUACACUUUCGCCGGCAAGAAUUCAAGAUGUCACUUAAAAUCUGUCCUAGUGAUUCACAGUCCUCAGUUUUACUGGAAGGUUAUGACACAAGCAGAUUUAGGUCUUGCUGAUGCUUAUAUCAAUGGAGAUUUUUCGUUUGUUGAUAAAGAAAGAGGACUUUUGGAUCUGCUCAUGAUACUCAUUGCUAACAAAGAAUUAAACUCAAACAACUCAAAUCAUGCUAAGAGAAGGGGAUGGUGGACACCAAUGUUUCUGACUGCCAGUUUGGCAUCUGCAAAGCAUUUUCUAAAGCAUGCCUCUAGGCAGAACACAUUAACUCAAGCUCGAAGGAACAUUUCUCGUCACUAUGACCUUAGUAAUGAGCUUUUUGCUUUGUUCUUGGAUGAUACCAUGACUUAUUCCUCUGCGGUAUUCAAGUCGAAUGAUGAGGAUCUGAGAACUGCACAAAUGAGAAAAAUAUCUCUUCUGAUUGAUAAGACGGCAUUUUUGUAUUGCAGCGUUGAAAACGUGGAGAACAUUGGGAUUCAUUACUACCAGACACUGAGAUGCUGGAGGAAGACUUUCUUGGAAAGACAAAAACAAAUCAUUGAUCUUGGAUUUGAUGAUAAGUUCAUAAGGACAUGGGAAUAUUAUUUUGACUAUUGUGCAGCUGGAUUCAAGACACUUACCCUUGGAAACUACCAGGUAGUGUUUUCACGUCCGGGAAAUGUAGCUGCACUCGGCGAUCCAUUUCAUUGCUUCCCUUCUGCUCAGAGUUAAUCAAGAGUAGAUGAAUCAUUUUUAAUCUUUACUAGAUUUUGACCCGCGCCCCCGCGCGGGUGCUGGAUUUAAAUUUUGUUCAAUGUAAAUUUAUAAACCAUUUAUUUUAUAAAAUGUCCAUUUAUAUUUUUAUGUUUUGUAAAUUCCAUUUAGAGUAAUAUAUAUGAUUUAUAAUGUAAAAAUGUUAUAUUAAGAGCUUUUUCAAUCUCUACAUAAUAUUAUAUCUAUAAUUCUAUAACUUGAUGCAAUUUGAUAUAAGUGUAAGAUUCAUAUAUUAACUUACUGGGUUUUUUAGUUUAUUUAUUUAAAAAACGUUUAAUUUUUUUUGUUGUAGUUUUCUAUGAAUUAUUAUAGUUUUAUGAUAUUUUAUUUUCUUGAAAAUUGUAUUGUAGCAGAUUAGAAUCUAUAUUAUAUAUUAUAUAUUAUAGUUUCUGUUUUUAUUUUCACCACAAAGAAACAACAACCAUAAAUCUACUUUAUUUUAUUUAAAUAAUUAAUAUGUCAAUUAUUUUAAACAAAUGGCUUAAACUAAAUAAUAAAGUGAAUUGGGUCAUAAAACUGGGCUAGAGUAUAUAAAAAAUUAGUCUAUCAAUUAUUUAAAGAAUUGGGCUGGUCCAACUAAUCCAACUAAUUACUCCGGAAAAAAAAUGUAUGCGUAAAACUCAACUACUUUUUUGCUUUCUCAUAAACUUCUCCGUCGCCCCUUCACUGUCUCUCUCUUUGAUCUGAUCUCCGUCUCGAUUAUUACUCAAAAAAUAUCAAAUACAAAAUCGGAGGAAUCCUAAUCCAUGAUCAUCAGAUUGUUCAUCGAUUUAUUGUAUAAAAGAGAUGAUCCUAACGAAGCAUUAUUCUCUAUUCAUAAUUUUACUAAGAGCACAAGCAGCGGGUGAUAGUUCAGUGAAGGAAAACAAAGACUGAAACAAACGAAUGAAAAGCAUAAACAACUUGUCUUGCAUAUCAGGUGAUGAAGGUGUCAUUGAUAAGAAUUGGUCAUGUUGGAGAAGAAAGAUCAGUAACCGUUGGAUCACAAAUAUCAAAUAGAAUUGCCAACCUUGCGAACAAACCAAGGAUGCACUCAAGUGUUUCUCCUCCAAAGUUCUGUUUCCAGGAAUGAAGCAUCUUCACACGUACUCUCCACCCGGUUUUGUAAGGCUUGACAUCCUUAAGCAGGUAACUAAUUAUGGAGGAUCUCGAUUGCUUUUAAGGAGAUACGGAUGUUAUUGAUUUCGAAUUUGAUUAAAGCUGUGUAUAUUGUUAAAUUACGAAAAGGACAUUAAUAAAGUCAGCAAAGAAAACGUUUUGUCCUGCUAACCUUGUGUCCAAACAACAAUCAAUUUUUUUUUAAGUUUGCUAUCCUUGUAUCCAAACAGUAUCAAAAGGUACUUCAGUUUUAAUAAUAUAGAUGCACUAUUCUCAUUA